AUGGCUUCAGAAGAAGCCAAAGUCCACUCUAUGGAUUUGGGCCGUAUUGUGGUGGAAGGCGACCACCAGCCCAUUACUCAAGUCGCCACCCUCACGCUCAAAGAUGGGGAUCGAGAUGAACAUCUAAUGCAGAUUCAUGUCGAUGGUAGCACAUUGGCACAAUGGGACCUCGGUAUGCUUCGAGAGCGGAAGUCCACCGGGGGCGAACAGUUCUACAGCAUUACCGAACAGAAGAUGCUCCAGUUCACACUGCCGCUACUGGAAGAGGGACAGGACAGUUUACACAGAAACAUCCUGAGAACAAUUCAACUGUUCCUCGUCAAGCACCAGGACUUCCACACCGCAGUCAGCUAUUUGUCAAAGGGUGUGGGAAUGCGACAUGUUUCGCUGAAGAACUUGGUCGCACCCAUCAUGGUUAGAGAAGUGUCUAAGCAGUCAUUCGCACAGCCUCGUUCCCGCGACUUUUCUGAGUCUUCCACAAUGCGACCUCCAAUGCGGCCUCCGAGUCAAGCCCCAUUUACCGGGUACCACAUGCAAAGUCGGGCGCAACCUAUUCAGAGACCAUUCUCUACUGCACCCCACGGGGUCUUUGUCCCUAGAGAUCCGGCUGUAGAUCCACCACGAUCAUCAAGUGCCGCCCUUGUUCUCGAACAAAAUCCACGACAAGGCUAUCACGACCCACUGAGUUUGCCUCGGGAACGUCAAGGCUUCCCUCCUCCAUACGGUCACAGCCAGCCAGGAUUAUUGUCCAGAAGGGAUCCCGGCGUGGCAGGUGUUGGAGACAUGACGCAUCUACAUCAACGUCCUGUGCAUCGUGCCCCAAUGGCCAAUUUCAUGCCUCAAGGUCGCCUCGCACAACUCAACGGUCGCGGCGUUUCCUAUGGCAGUGUGUCUCGGGGAGAGUCCGUAAGCCUGGCAGGUCGUGUCCCAUCUCCAGCAUCUAGUGCUAGGAGCUCGGGAACCUACCACUUCAGUCAACGCCACUCAUCGACUGCGCCCUCCGAAGACAUGAGUUCACGAUCUCGCGCCGCCUCAGCGGGCGGAUUUCCCAUCAGGAUACAGGUUCUCGACCCUUCUAAUGAGCUGAAAUAUCCAUAUCGCCAGCCGAAGACACGUUGGGAGUUUACGUUGAGUCUUCUACCCGAGACAAAGAUGUUUGAAGUCUGUCUCCACGCCGCUCAAUACAUGAGUCGCAAUUUCCACACCAUCGUGGAUGGCAGAGAGCUGGCUGCACAGAGCAGGGAUGGAACUAUCCUCGAGGAUCGAGAAAGCCUCUCAGAGGACGUUUUACGAGGAGAAACACUCUUCUUAAUUGAGCGCAGACUGUUGGAUAUGGACCAUCCCUCCACCUCGCAAGUUACCCUUCGCAUCAGCCACCGCAGCCUCUUCGCCGAGGCCACCAAGCUCAACAGCUCCAACUCGUCCUCCUCUAGGUGA
This is a messenger RNA of Diaporthe amygdali, 1437 nucleotides long. RefSeq lists its product as uncharacterized. The transcript has 3 exons. NCBI's taxonomy places the organism in Eukaryota, Fungi, Ascomycota, Sordariomycetes, Diaporthales, Diaporthaceae. Bases 1 to 1437 code for a protein of 478 amino acids. The record is from RefSeq and is a predicted model, not a curated record.